CUGAAAAUAUAUCUUUGCCACUCUCCCCCUUGAGCGAUAUUAUAAAACACCUUUUUUCUGCCCGUCCUAUUUGCUCACCACGUUACCAGUUCUAAACCUUUUCCCACUAAACAUUUACAUUAUUACUAUUAUUUAUUUAUUCAUUGCCUUGGCUUACAUUAGCUUCUUUGAGCUUUUCUCCGCUCUCACACCCUGAUAUUUUUUUUUUCGGAUCUUCGACUACGACUAGUCUAAAAAAUCUCACGAUGAACCAGAAUCCGUUUGCAUUUUUUGCGUCCGAUGCCAACGGAUACCCGCAACUGCCUGACCCUAUGGGCUCCAACCCGUACCUGGACACGCGCAGCGGGCUUCUUCUCAAGGAUGACUUGAUGCACACGUCGACCAUGUCCCAGGACUCCAACGAUUCUGACUCCAGCCCCUCCUCUCCGUCAAAGUCAAAAAAGUCCGACCGCCGCACUCCCAAGAGUAAAGCCGAAGUGUCCGAGCGCAUGCGGAGAUGGCGUUCAGAAAAUGCAGAAAAGAACCGCCUGAAUGACCUGCGCUGCCGUGUGUACCGUCAGGCGCGGAUUCGUUUUGGCAAGGAUCCUACGCCGGAGCGCGAGGCGUGGAUUCAGUCGGAGAUUUUCCGCAGACUGGAGCGUCGCCGUCUGCGCGAGGUCAUGAAGGGUAAUGGCUCGGUGCCUGCGCCCACGGCAAUGACUAGUCCUACGUCGAUGGCCAUGGGGCUUGGCGGCCACGCUGCUGGUGGACCGCUGACGCGCUCGCGCAGUACUGUUCAUCCGUUCCCUAUGCAUAUGAACAGCCAGUCAGGAAUUCCCGAGCAUGCAAUGGGGUUCCCGGCGUCUCCAUACGCUAUGAUGACUGGUGGCGGCAUGUACGACUCAAGCCAGCAACAGAACCAGCAUCACCACCAGCAGCAGUACAGCCAUGCUGCCAACGGCCACCAUGGCCACCACCAAGACCAGGGUCACCACCAGCAGCAUGCCCAUCACCAACACCACCAACACCACCACCAGCAGCAACAUCACCAGCAGCAGCAACAUGCGCACAUGCAGCACCAGCACAACGGGUACCUCGCUCAGACUCAAAGUUACAGCCAUGCGCAUCAGCAGCAGGUGCAGGCGCACCAUCAGGCACAGCACAGCCAGUACACGCACCAGCCGCAGAUGCAGCCGUCUCAUCAGCAACAGAGUGAGCACCACCUGGCGUCAAACUUUAUUGGUGGCGCGCAGGGAGCGCUCCCAUCUGCCGACCUUUUUGGCAACUUUAAGUUUAUCAGCCCCCAGUACCCGGGCCGCCUUAUGCCUCACCAGGGCGCCAACAACGUUGUUAGUUCGACGCAUCUCUCUGCCACGUCGCUCUAUGCUGCCCAACAGCAGCAACCGCAGCAGCACUACAUGGCCCAGCAGAGCUCCCACCAACAGCAGCAACAGCAACAGGGCUCGCAGAUUUCUGGUUCUGGAAACAUGCAUACACACUCUGUGCCAUCGCACCAACCGCAUCAACAGCAUUCCAACAGUGGCGUUGACGCCGCCGCUGCUGCCGCCGCAGUGGCCGUUGUAGCGGAUUUGUCUAACUCAUUCCAGAUGCCGCAGGGAUCUGGACAGGGGAUGUACUCGUACUACCAGGACUCUGUACCCUCCUGGGAGGCUUCGGCCAGCUCUGCCGAGAUGUCUAACGGCCAGACAAACUCAUCUCCCGUUACGCCCGCAGAGACAAUAGCACCUGGGCCGUCGCAGUACACGCUGCACUCUGUUGAAAACCCUGUCUACUCGAUGGUUUCUUCGGGCAGCCAUCACGACCAGAGUUUGUCUUCGUCAGCAGCUGGCAACACCUCGGCUAUUACGUCGCUCGGCAUGGUCAACCCAAUUGCGGCUGCCAAUGGCAAUGCGCUUGGGAACACUCACAAUGAGAUCCAGCGUUCUGCUAGCAGCGUGCAUGGGGUGACUGAUGCAGUAUCCUCAGGCAACACGUCCAUUAGCGUGGUGUCUGAUAUUACUGAUGUUGCUGCAGUCAUUGGGCAGACUGAUUCUUCGUCAUCUUCGGCAGCAGCGGCUGCGCAUUACCUCUACGGUUACACAGCUUCGUCAACCUCGCCAUCACUGAACGAUGUUGCCAAUAAUCUCUAUUCUCUGAGGCAAAUUAGCCAGGCAGGGGAGGAGUCCAUGGUCAAUGGCAAGUCGUUUGUGAAUGGUGAUGACUCGCAUUUGGGUCAGGAUUCAUCUGCUAAUGGGAUUUCUGGCGCCAUUGGCUCUUCCUUGGAGGGGCAGCAUGGCGAGAUUGAGGAUAUGAGUUACUCAGAGGCGCAGGACCAGACUUCUAAUGAUGUUCACCGGCUGCGUCACAAUAUUGUGCAGUCUCCGUUUAACAUUAACGUGGUUUCGGACAAUCUCCAGUUCCAAAAUUACUCGUAA
This is a messenger RNA of Kickxella alabastrina, 2414 nucleotides long. RefSeq lists its product as uncharacterized. The record is from RefSeq and is a predicted model, not a curated record. Lineage: Eukaryota; Fungi; Kickxellomycota; Kickxellomycetes; Kickxellales; Kickxellaceae. Bases 246 to 2414 code for a protein of 722 amino acids. The transcript has a single exon.